Messenger RNA from Ornithodoros turicata, 1782 nucleotides. Its product is annotated as pantetheinase-like. The transcript is spliced from 7 exons. Lineage: Eukaryota; Metazoa; Arthropoda; Arachnida; Ixodida; Argasidae. The coding region runs from base 47 to 1480 and encodes 477 amino acids. The record is from RefSeq and is a predicted model, not a curated record.
UCACAGCCUCUCCGCACGCACGGAAGAGAAGUCACUUCAUUCAACGAUGGCGUUUCUUUGGCUGGUGUCUCUGUGUUACCUGGUGGUUCUGUUUCGGUUCAGUUACACAUUUAAAGCUGCUGUCUACGAACAUGUUCAACAAGGAGACAGAUGGAAUGACUCGGCGACCACCAUAAUAAGGAAGAACCUUCUGAAGUAUCAGGAGGCAACUCGCAACGCGUCUCUUCAGGGAUCCGACAUCAUCGUCUUCCCAGAAGUGGGCAUCCUUUCCGUCAGGAACGCACUUGAUCACGCUGAAGACAUUCCAGAACCGGGAAACGUGAAUCCAUGCCAGAGUAGUGCGCAUAGUAACCUAUCUUGGCCCAUCUUAUCCAAUCUCAGUUGUCUGGCACGCGAUAACAAAAUCUACUUAGUAGCCAACGUUGUCGACACGAAGCCGUGUGUUCAUCCAAACUGUAGUAAAAGUUCCAAUGACACCCAGGUGUACUACAACACCAACGUAGCAUUUGACCGGAAUGGGACGCUAGUAUCGAGGUACCACAAGAACCAUUUGUUCGGGGAAAGACGUUUCGAUGAGCCCAAUCCACCGGAAUUCGCUGUCUUCGAAACGGAUUUCGGCGCCAAAGUUGGAAUGUUCAUCUGCUUCGACAUCCUCUUCAAGGAAGCUUCCCAACUUGUAACCAAGCACGAGGUUGACCUCGCUGUCACGAGCGCUUGGUGGUUUGACGAAUUGCCCAACUGGUCCAGCGUGGCAGUACAGGAAACCUGGGCUAUUCGUCACAACGUGACUCUUUUGGUGUCUGGAAUCCAGAGACCUUCAUCGGGGUCUCUUGGGAGCGGUAUUUACAGAGGAGAGCAAGGACCACUUAUCUAUACCUACAGUCCUGACUGGGAGGAUAAGCUCUUGAUUGCUGACACGGACGAGCCAUUGGCCCAAAAUAUUCGGUAUAGGGACGACGUGCUGGAAGUGAAUGACCGUGUCAUAAUGGAAGAGAGUACCAUGGACUAUGCCGCAGUGAAGCUAGAAGGCACUUUGGGGGAAGAGACUGUGUGCCAAGGAAAUUAUUGCUGCACAGUGAGAUUCGCUGUUCCGUCGAUGAACGACAGCUUCUUCCUCCUGUUCAAAAUUGGAUACAAACCGACCCCAGUGGGCAUCAGACUCGGAGUACAGGAAUGUAUGGUAGCGGUUUGUGAGCCGGAACACGGACGUCCCUGUGGCCGAUUCCUCUACACCUCCAAUACGACAUUCACUCGACUGGAGAUAAGGGCCAACUUUUCUGUUCCGGAUAUAUAUCCCGUGGUUCUGUCCGACCAACUAGCACUGACGGCGACGAGACACUGGAAUUAUAACGUCACAACAGCAGAUGAGGCAGUGCUGGCUAUCGAAGAAGGGAAUCCCCCACCGGAGCCAUUGCUGUCUGCAGUAUUGCUGGGAAGGAUUUACGACAAUGACGUCAUUCCUCCACGAGCAAGAGAUUAAAUUACUAUCUUGCCUUUGAGCGCAUUGGAGCCAGGUGACAUGAGAAAACAUGGGGAUGCGUCACAAGCUUCUUACUGCGGGCCAAGUGAGGUAGCAGCGUGUGUUUUGACAAUUUAGUCUCGUACUAAUUGCAGGCAUACCGCAACAACUCACAGCAUGGCCUCCUCUGUGACUCCGGUGCAGCAAUAUGUUUUUCAAUGUCAUGUGACUAAACGUGGCGUCACUGCACAAGCCUCAUUCUUCUUUUUUGUAUCAUGAUUGUUUAAUAUCCCACAUGUAUUAAAAACUUAUCAAGGGCUUUA